This is a messenger RNA of Lipotes vexillifer (Yangtze River dolphin), 1569 nucleotides long. Its product is annotated as interferon-induced protein with tetratricopeptide repeats 1. Gene Ontology annotation, biological process: defense response to virus. NCBI's taxonomy places the organism in Eukaryota, Metazoa, Chordata, Mammalia, Artiodactyla, Lipotidae. Gene Ontology annotation, cellular component: cytosol. The coding region runs from base 1 to 1569 and encodes 522 amino acids. Gene Ontology annotation, molecular function: protein binding; RNA binding. The transcript has 2 exons. The record is from RefSeq and is a predicted model, not a curated record.
AUGCUGCCCUUGAGAGAGGACCAUCGGUGCCUGCAGAGUGCUAAAGAAGGUACCCCGGGUGUACGUGACCUUGUCCUUGCAUGUCAUGCCACCAAAACCCUUGCUGGAACAGGAGCCCGAAAGGAAAAAAGUACUAAUGCUGAUGAGGAUCAGAUCAAGGAUAAGCUGGAACAGUUGAGAUGUCACUUUACAUGGGAGUUGGUCAUUAAAGACACUGAAAUACCUGAAUUAGAAGACAGGGUCUUGGAGCAGAUUGAGUUCCUGGACACCACAUACAAAGUGGGAAUAUACAACUUAUUGGCCUAUGUGAAACACCUGAGAGGCCAGAAUGAGGAAGCCUUGAAGAGUUUGAAAGAAGCUGAAGACUUAACCCAGCAAGAACAUGCCAACCAAUCAGACGUGAGAAGUCUGGUUACCUGGGGCAACUAUGCCUGGCUGCAUUACCACAUGGGCCGACAUGCAGAAGCCCAGAUUUACCUGGACAAGGUGAAGAACACUUGCAGGAAGCUUGCAAAUUCCUCCAGCUAUAGAAUGGAGUGUCCUGAAAUGGACUGUGAGGAAGGAUGGGCCUUGCUGAAAUGUGGAGGAAAGAAUUAUGAACGGGCCAAGGUCUGCUUUGAAAAGGCUCUGGAAGUGGACCCUGAAAACCCUGAAUUCAGCGCUGGGUAUGCAAUCACCAUCUAUCGCCUGGAGGGCUUUAACAAAGCAGCACAGAGUACUGAGGCAUUUUGUCUGAAUACCCUAAAACAGGCUGUCAGGCUAAAUCCAAAAGAUGCAUAUAUUAAGGCUCUCCUUGCCCUGAAGCUUCAAGCUGUAGGACAAGAAGCUGAAGGAGAAAAAUACAUUAAAGAAGCACUGACCAACGCGUCCUCAAAGAUCUAUGUCUUCCGAUAUACUGCCAAGUUUUACCGAAGAAAAGGCUCUCUAGAUGAAGCUCUUCAGUUCUUAAAACUGGCCUUGAAAGUAACACCCUCCUCUGUCGUCCUGCAUCACCAGAUGGGGCUUUGCUAUAAGUCACAAAUGAUCCAAAUAAAGAGAGCUACAAACUGGCAGCCUAAAGGACAGGAUAAAGAAAACAUCAACAGAAUAAUACAAUUAGCCAUACCUCAUUUUGAAUUUGCUGUGCAACAAAAGCCCACAUUUGAGUUUGCUUACAUAGACCUGGCAGAAAUGUACAUAGAAGCAGGUGACCACAAAAAAGCUGAAGAUGCUUAUCAAAAGGUGUUAUGUAUGGAAUCACUCAACAAAUAUAUACUGCAACAGGUACAUUUCCACUACGGCCGAUUUCUGGAAUUUCAAAAAAAAUCUGAAGUUGAUGCAAUCAGCCAUUAUUUAAAAGCAGUAAAAAUAGAAAACGCAUCAUUAGCAAGGGAUAAAAGUAUCAAUUCUUUGAAGAAAUUGGCUUCACAGAAACUUCAGAGAGAUGCAUCAGAUAUAGAAAGCUUGUGCAUCCUUGGGUUCAUCCACAAAGUAAAAGGAGAAAUGAAUGAAGCCCUGGAGUAUUACGAGCAGGCCCUGAGGCUGGUUCCUGUCUUGGAGAACUCUGUGCUUGUGACCUGUAGGCACUGA